AUGUUGACAAUAGAGUCGGGUAAGCCUUUUAGUCCACUUCUUUAUAAGCGGGCUAACAUUGUGGUGGAUAAUGGGUUUAACAACUUUUCUAUUCCUAGUGAUACUCCAAGAAACCAACCAGGGAGGCGGGUGACGCAACGAGCGGGUGACACGAAUGAUGAUGAGCCACCCGUGAUUCCAACUGAAGACGAGAUUCCUAUAUACCCUUACAAUGUUGCUCUCCGGCGGUAUCAAGAUAAUUUGGGUCGGGGUGUCAAUUACACCAACAGUGCUUAUCCAGUUGCAUACCCGUACAUACCAUGUUGA
Molecule: messenger RNA, 306 nt
Organism: Lactuca virosa
Lineage: Eukaryota; Viridiplantae; Streptophyta; Magnoliopsida; Asterales; Asteraceae
Source: the annotation of a GenBank genome assembly